UUUCAUUUCUCCUCCCAACUCCGUAUCAGUCAAAAUGACUGAGGUGAAGCUGUCUCCUCCGUACCCACCCCAUCAGUCCUGUGCAGCCAUGGGGCCAUAUAUAAAGCAGAGUCAAGCCUGGCAGCUUCUCUUCAACAAGUUUGUGUUGGUUCUUGGUGACUCAGUGCAGCGCUCCAUUUACAAAGACCUCGUUCUGCUGCUUCAGAGGGAUCAGUACUUGACUCUGCCUCAGCUGAAGUCCAAAGGGGAGUUUUCCUUUGAGUGUGACACCCUGGUGGAAGGAGGUCGAUUAGGUCCCAUGACUAACGGCACAGAGUACAGAGAGGUCCGACAGUACCGCUCUGACCACCAUCUGCUGCGUUUCUACUUCCUGACACAGAUCUACUCUCCGUAUAUGGAGAGCAUCCUGGAGGACUUAAGCCAAGGACUUAAACCUGAUUUCAUUAUCAUCAGUUCCUGUGCCUGGGACAUCACCAGACUCCUGUUGGAUGACCCCUUCCCAGUGGAUGCUGGCCAUGUGUUUUGGUCUGGCGUGAUCAGCUGUUCAUUCAGUCUCUACUUCAGGUACGGCCGGGGGAGUCUUGAACUAUACAAACAGAACCUCCACAAGUUCUUUGGCCAGAUUAAAACCAUUGUUUGCCAUGACUGUCUUAUCCUGUGGAAUCUGACUAUGCCACUUGGCAAGAAGAUCAAGGGUGGAUUCCUGGUGCCUGAAGUGAGCCACCUGCGCCCCACACUGUGUUAUGACAUCAUAGAGGCCAACUUCUACAGCAGUCGGUUGGCGGAGGCCUAUGGAUUGGAUGUCUUGGACCUGCACUUCCACUUCCGCCUCAGGCUGCUGCAUCGUAUGCCAGACGAUGUCCACUGGGACGCAUUGGCCCAUCGGCGCAUCAGCACCCUGCUGCUGCAGCAUGCCGCUGCUGCCUGGGGAGUAGACCUGCAUGUCCCCCUCCUCCCUCCAGGACAAGACCGAGAAGUGAACAUCAGACCCCUGCUGGCGCCAACACAGCUUGCCAAUCAACCUGGGCGGACUGCUGGUCACCACUAUGGAGGUGUAGAUCAACCCAUGCGUGACCCACUGCAGCUGCCCCCCUUUAGGCAGCAGAGUUCAGCUGCUGGUGCAGUCGGACCUUUUUACCCUCAGGUUCCUAUGCAGUAUUAUCCUCGUCCUCCUGCUGGAAACUGGAGAUUCUACAGAAGGUAUGAUAACCCUUUUCCCCCUGCAAACCCGUGGUUGGGGCCACAAGUUCAUCAUCAGGUUGGAGGUCAGAGUGCAGCAGGUGGAGAGUUCAGAUUCUGUCCUCAUUUCCAAGCACAUGAAUGCUAUAUGAGGAGGAGGAGGAGGAGGCCUAACAUCAGGACUCACCCAUACCUCCCCCAACCUCCCCAGGGGGCACCCAGAUACCCAGCGUAUGGAUGGUGGUGAGCUGCAGACAUUCCAUAAGAGAUGCAGGCGCUCUGGAUUCAACAUUAACUGGGUGGUUUGCCAAAAUGAAAUGACUAACAGAUGAUGAGUCACUGUCGGUGUUGAGAAAACACAUUGGGGAAUAAAGCAGUUCCCAAUAAAGCAGCAAAGGGGAGAGAAGGUUAAGUAAAAGUUAAGUCACAGACGGUUUCUGUGUGCUUCUGUGUGUGUUUAAGGUUGAUCAGAAGCACAGUGACAUGUACAAAGUGUGCACUAGAAUUGAUGAUCAGGGUUUCUACAUGUUCCUUAAGGCUAAUGAUGAUAGAAAAUUUGGACAUGUUUUUUGGCACAAGAAUGGAGAUAAUAAAAAGAUGUUCCACUCUG
Molecule: messenger RNA, 1789 nt
Organism: Acanthopagrus latus (yellowfin seabream)
Lineage: Eukaryota; Metazoa; Chordata; Actinopteri; Spariformes; Sparidae
Product: PC-esterase domain-containing protein 1A-like
Exons: 12
Coding region: 35-1426 (463 amino acids)
Source: RefSeq, a predicted model, not a curated record